This is a messenger RNA of Acaulospora colombiana, 297 nucleotides long. Lineage: Eukaryota; Fungi; Glomeromycota; Glomeromycetes; Diversisporales; Acaulosporaceae. The record is from the annotation of a GenBank genome assembly.
AUGUCCAGAGUGUCCUACCCUACCUUUCCUCAAUGGACUGAGUUCCCUCGACUUGAGGAACUAGUUCUUGACCGUGCGUUCAAACCUCAAUUUCAUCCCCUUCCCCGCAAGCAUCCAUUACGGAAGAUCGUGACGCAGUCGUGGAGCAUAGCAGAUAUAGAGUCCUGGAUGGAUUCUGACAAUUUACGCGAGAUUGGUCUGCUGUACAGCUGUCCAGCCUCCAACCUAGCAGAUGAAGGAGAUAGUAUGACAGAGCAAGAAAUUGAUAAAUUAUUUGAAAAGGCAGAUAUGCGGGGC